GAGGAGACGGACUUGGGAAAACCAGCUCGUCCUAAACUCGAUAGCUGCCCUAGCUACGCGGAUUAACGGCAGCCUUGGCGGUUAUUGCGAUCGUAUGACAGUGUUUCCACUUGUUUAUUCAAUUUAUCUCGACGGGGAAGGCUGUUUGGCCCACUUCGGAGAGGACUAACCCACUGGAGGGAGCCUCGUAAUAGGUUGUUUCCCUGCUGGAGCGGACGGGGCUCUGGUUGUGGCCGGGCAGCCCCGCCGGACUGUCGGACGAAACUGAGACUUCGACACGGAAUAUAACAACGGCAAUACACGUUGUAGACCUGCUGUUUUGGUGAUAGGAGGGAGGAAAUGCUCAUUUCAACGCCGUUUUGACGUUUUAUAGCUAUGCGACGGAGCUCUCCGUGGAGAAGUUUGAUUGGAGAGCGGAGUGCGCUUGAUUUCCAGUCCGAUGGAUGUUAGCCCUGUCCGGCUGUGGCUCGGCUCUCUGCUCCGCUGGUCUGAAAAUAACAAGUUAAAACCCAACAGGCACAGGUGAACACUUCUGUUCAUAACAAUGCUGCAGACCUGGCGAGUACAUGACAGCCUCGGCUUGAAUGCCAACAAGUCGCCCUCCGUUGCUUGUCUGUAAAACUGGAAACACCACCAACCAUCCCCUCCUCUUCUUCAUCCUUCUCCUCUUCCUCUUCCUCUCCUCUUCUUUUUUUGGACUAGUGAGGCUUGCUUUACCUGAGAUAUCUUGGAUUUAGGCUCGAUUUCGACAUUUGAAAGAUGUCCUUUUUGCAAAGACAGUGCUCCUUGGAGCAACAAGACAUUUAAUUUGACUCAGUCUUUUUGAGAUUUUUUUUUUAUUUUUUAUUUUUUUUUUGUAAUUCUCUUUCUAGUCAGAGGAUCAGAUUCGGAUGGAAAAUGGGAGACGCCACCAAACUGGCCUUCGCCGUUUUCCUCAUCUCCUGCUCUUCAGGUGCCAUCCUAGGACGCUCGGAGACUCAGGAGUGCGUGUACUACAACUCCAGCUGGGAGAAGGAGCGCACCAACCGCAGCGGCAUCGAACCCUGCUAUGGCGAGAAAGACAAGCGACGGCACUGCUUUGCCACAUGGAAGAACGUCUCCGGCACCGUGGAGGUCGUCAAGCAAGGCUGCUGGCUGGACGACGUCAACUGCUACGACAGUAACGAGUGUGUGGAGAGGAAGGAGAGUCCCGACGUUUUCUUCUGCUGCUGUGAAGGCAACAUGUGCAACGAGAGGUUCCUUUACGCCCCUGAAGCACCCCCACAGAGCGACCCGCACCAUUCAACUGCCUACACCACCUCCAACCCAUUUUCCCAGAAGCCCCAGCUCUUCAGCACUCUCCUUUACUCCCUGGUUCCCAUCAUAGGCCUGGCUGCCGUCGUCCUCUUCUCUUUCUGGAUGUGGAGACAUCACAAACUGGCCUACCCAGCUGCCCUCGUCCCCACACAUGAUCCCGGGCCCUCGCCCCCAUCCCCCGUUUUGGGACACAAACCACUGCAGCUGAUCGAAGUGAAAGCCAGGGGGCGCUUUGGUUGCGUGUGGAAGGCCCAGCUGCUGAACGAAUAUGUGGCCGUUAAGAUCUUCCCGAUUCAGGACAAGCUGUCCUGGCAGAACGAGUAUGAGAUCUACAGCGUGAGCGGCAUGAAGCACGAAAACAUCCUCCACUUUAUCGGCGUAGAGAAGAGGAACAACAACCUGGACCUGGAGCUGUGGCUCAUCACCGCCUACCAUGACAAGGGGUCGCUGACAGACUACCUGAAGGCCAACGUGGUAUCCUGGAACGAGCUCUGCCACAUCGCCCAGACGGCGGCCCGCGGCCUGGCCUACCUCCAUGAAGACAUACCGGGACACAAAGAUGGACACAAACCCUCCAUUGCUCACAGGGACAUUAAGAGUAAGAAUGUGCUGUUGAAGAGUAACCUGACAGCCUGCAUAGCUGACUUUGGCCUUGCCCUGAAGUUUGAGGCUGGGAAGUCAGCAGGAGACACACAUGGACAGGUGGGAACGCGGCGCUACAUGGCCCCUGAAGUCCUGGAGGGUGCCAUCAACUUCCAGCGCGACUCCUUCCUGCGCAUCGACAUGUACGCCUUUGGCCUCGUCCUCUGGGAGCUCGCGUCGCGCUGCACAGCCGCUGACGGCCCAGUGGAUGAGUACAUGCUCCCGUUUGAGGAGGAGGUGGGUCAGCAUCCAUCUCUGGAGGACAUGCAGGAGGUCGUCGUGCAUAAGAAACUGCGGCCCUGCCUGCGAGACUGCUGGCAGAAACACACGGGUCUGGCCAUGCUCUGCGAAACCAUCGAGGACUGCUGGGACCACGAGGCCGAGGCUCGCCUGUCCGCCGGCUGCGUGGAGGAGCGCAUCGGGCAAAUGCAGCGCCAAGCCCCCAUCAUCGGCCCCGAGGAGAUUGUCACUGUUGUCACCAUGGUGACCAAUGUGGACCUCCCGCCCAAGGAGUCCAGCUUAUGAUCGGCCAAUCAGAUGACACCGGAUGAGCUUGCAGAAACACGGAUCAACACGAGGGGAUGAACAGCCGACCCUGGUUGGUUGGC
Xiphias gladius (swordfish) is the source of this 2546-nucleotide messenger RNA. RefSeq names its product activin receptor type-2A. Gene Ontology annotation, cellular component: activin receptor complex; plasma membrane. Lineage: Eukaryota; Metazoa; Chordata; Actinopteri; Istiophoriformes; Xiphiidae. The transcript has 11 exons. Gene Ontology annotation, biological process: protein phosphorylation; cellular response to growth factor stimulus; activin receptor signaling pathway. The coding region runs from base 898 to 2463 and encodes 521 amino acids. Gene Ontology annotation, molecular function: activin receptor activity; activin binding; ATP binding. The record is from RefSeq and is a predicted model, not a curated record.